GGCGGCCGAGAAAGCAUGGCCCAGGCCCCCGCCCCCGCCCCCGGCCCCGGCCCCGGCCCGCCCGGCCGACUCUACUACGAGAGGCUGGGCCGCCUCCAGCGCGGCCUGCGGGCCAGUGAAAAGAAGAGAUUAGACCUGGAAAGGAAACUCUACGAAUAUAGCCAAUCUGAAGCGUACCUAGCUAAACUGAAGUACCUAAAACUGAAGAAAUAUCUGGACGAAAUAUGCGAAGCGGAAAGAAGGGCUCAGGUGCGAAACGAAGAGUAUUUAAAGGAAUUUGAGCGCCUUGAAAACCACGUUAGAAGUUUCACCGCAAGUACAGAGAAGCUGCAGAAACUGAAGAUGGAAUGUGAGUCCCAAAUUAGGAGGAUGCAGCUCCAUUCAAAAAAUAACCCUUGGAUGAAAGACGAACCCAAAGAAAACAGCCAGGAGCAGGGACUGCAAGUUGUGAGACAGGCAGGAAUUAACACCGGGACAGCCGUGUCAAGAGGAUUGUAUCAUCGGGCAGAAAUCUUUAUGGGCCGCCAAAUGUCAGCCAUCUCAAGCCUUGAAGAUUUUAGUACACGGCAGAAAUCUUCCCAACCCACAAAGAGCUUUUCAAUUCCUGACCCACAUUCAUGCCGACAGACAGCACAGAGCGGCAACGUGACGGACAGCUACGUAGUCCAAACUAAUAGUGAUAUAGUGUGCUCAAAUAAGCCUGACAAAAUAGAUGGGAAGACAUCUCUUCAGAUGGGUGAGGAAAUGCCAGUCACAUCCAGUAUAUCACCUGAGGAGGUACAAACUCAUUGCUUAGAGAUAGAAAGCAACACAAAUAAUGGCAAGAGUAAUUUCCCUGAAAGCAAGAAACCCGCUGAACUCAAUUCCCCGGUACAGAAGAGAUUAAGUCCGGAGAACAGCACGACUGAUUUAAAGUGUGACAGUUCGAGCGGAUCAGAGGAAACCCGGGGAGGAACACCGUCAUGCGCGUGUACUGAAGUAAAGGAAGUAAGAACGGAGCGGUCCGUCCCCGUGGCGCCAAGCCCGGUACGGCGAAGUUCCGAGAACGAGCACGCGGAAGGAAAUCGUCGUGCCUGGGAAAGUUCCUUGGGCCACCGUGUUGAUGCCAACCAGCGGCCCUUUCUGAACAGGCCAGAGCAGGAAGAGGACAUUUUCAGCACCAGCAGCAACCUCACAGUUUCCGUGAGCGAGGAUGAUUCGGCCCCAAGCGUCUCAGAACUGCAGCCCAAUCUGGGUGAUGACGUGGGCGGAAUCGGUGAGGAGUUAAUCCAUGACGGGCAGGAAAAAGAUGUCCCGUCCGCCAAAAACAAUAAUUGUGAUCUACAGACUCUAAGCUCCCAGGCGUCAGAAAAGGAGUCUUCAGGCAAUUCACCAAAAAGAGAGGUGUGUUUAUCGUUCCGAGGGUUUUCACACUUGCUGCAGUUCAUAGAAGACCAGCUGGAACAAGCUAACACUAAGCAUGUGGAACUCUAUCAGACUGCAGCCCUUAGCCCCGAAAAACUGACCAGGCUAAUUAACCUUUGUAAUCAAACUGGCAUUUUGAAAGAAGAAGACCUUGAAGCAUGUGGUACAGUUGUCCUUCACCAGUUUCAGAGAUUGUUGGAGUGCAUAUCACCUAAAUGCCUCUUACCUGAACACGAUCUUAUUGACAGAAGGAACACCAUGGAUGAGAAACCAGUCAGAUUGGAACAACCCCCGGAUUCGGUCUUGUUUCGGGAACGUUUAUCCCAGCAUGCUUAUACCCUAAAAAAAUACAAGGUUUCUCUCCAAGAGGAUGUAGCGAAGAUGUUUGAAACGUUAUUAGCAGCAGAAAGCAACGACCAAAGUCCCACGGCUACAGCAUUAUUGAAAAAGGCCCUUACAGAAGAGUGUGAAGAUAGGUCGUCUAUUCACAGUAAUGAUUCAUCUUGUAGCUUGCCAUCUAUUCUGAAUGACAAUAGUGGAAUAAAGCAAGCCAACCACACUCAGUGGCUCGACAGCACUGGUACAAAGAAACAAGAAGUCCCAAGCGGGUGUGAAGAUGAGAGCAAGGAAGAAAGCUUAGAAGAGAAGAUUCCUAUUACAGAGACAAAAGCAUAUCAGUUGCUGAAGCUGUCCACACUGCAGGCUGGUAAGGACCAAACUAGAGGAAAGAAUCAAAAGAAAAAGGCAGGCGGCUCCAAAUCGCAGGUGCCAGGUUUGGAUGACGGCAGCAAAACUUUCAAGACAAAGACAAGUAACCAGAUCGGUUCAGAAGCUGUUUUUUCAUCCGGGGAAGGAAGUCCUUUGUCAAGGGAGUUUGUGGAAACGGGAAAUAUUGUUCAAACCCUGCAUUUAGGGAUCGUCAUAUUGAUCCGAAGAAUUAAGAUCCGGAAGGCGAAAAUAGACGUGACCAAGUCUGAACAUACGUCUUCAGAUCUGUUUAAUUUUACCAUUACGGGCUGAGGAUGCUUUUGAUUUAAGAAGACCGACGCCUGAAAGCCGAAGGGGAAGAGUCACCAAUGUAAAAUCCAAAGCUUUCUGGGGUGAAUCAGAUGACAGCAACUCAGACAUCGAAGCCGCUCUGCGUCCUCAAACUCACAAUACACCUACUGACGAUUUUGGAGACUUCUAUGACUAAAACUACGAUCACCUUUUGGAAAUGAAAAGAUUUUAAAUAAACCAUUUGCUUAUUCUGAA
Molecule: messenger RNA, 2658 nt
Organism: Ornithorhynchus anatinus (platypus)
Lineage: Eukaryota; Metazoa; Chordata; Mammalia; Monotremata; Ornithorhynchidae
Gene: KIZ
Product: kizuna centrosomal protein
Exons: 16
Coding region: 16-2424 (802 amino acids)
Biological process (GO): spindle organization
Cellular component (GO): centrosome
Source: RefSeq, a predicted model, not a curated record